This is a messenger RNA of Bipolaris oryzae ATCC 44560, 363 nucleotides long. RefSeq lists its product as uncharacterized. The transcript is spliced from 2 exons. The record is from RefSeq and is a predicted model, not a curated record. Bases 1 to 363 code for a protein of 120 amino acids. NCBI's taxonomy places the organism in Eukaryota, Fungi, Ascomycota, Dothideomycetes, Pleosporales, Pleosporaceae.
AUGCGCACCACCCUCGAUACUUACACGCAACAAAACACUAUACCCCUCCUUUUCAUGGCCACGAAUCGCAACGCUUGCCAGCCGGGCGAUUUGGUCUCUGUCGACGCCAGUCCAAGGUCCGGUCUGAGGAGCGGCGUCGGCCCAAGCCCCCCCCACAUCGCUUCGUUCCCUGCAGUAGGCAAUGGCCAAAAUAGAUAUCUUGCUGCCGGCUUUUUGCGACCAGCCGAAAUCCUACCGGCUAUUCCUCUCAUGCUCGCCAUGCGCAAUCUCCCCUCUCGUGUUCUUCACUCCCAACAGAGUCUGGCCAUUCCAGACCCAUCCUACGCCUUCAUCGUGUCAACAGUGGGCGUUUCGUUGCGAUAG